GUGCGGGACUGGGGCUGGGUGGGUGGGCGCGGCCGAGGCAGUCGCUGCGGGGCCAUCUUCGGCGGGCAAGCGGGCUCGGACUGUGCAGCCCGCACCUGUGCCCCUCGCCCGGCCCCAUGGCACCGCGGCCGCUGGGCCCCCUGGUGCUGGCGCUGGGCGGCGCCGCGGCGGUGCUGGGCUCGGUGCUCUUCAUCCUUUGGAAGACCUACUUCGGCCGCGGCCGGGAGCGGCGCUGGGACCGGGGCGAGGCCUGGUGGGGCGCGGAGGCUCCCCGCCUCCCCGAGUGGGACGAGUGGGACCCCGAGGACGAGGAAGACGAGGAGCCAGCGCUAGAGGAGCUGGAGCAGCGCGAGGUGCUGGUGCUGGGGCUGGAUGGCGCGGGCAAGAGCACGUUUUUGCGCGUCCUGUCGGGGAAGCCACCGCUGGAAGGGCACAUCCCCACGUGGGGCUUCAACUCCGUGCGGCUGCCCACCAAGGACUUCGAGGUGGACCUGCUAGAAAUUGGUGGCAGCCAGAACCUGCGCUUCUACUGGAAGGAGUUUGUGAAUGAGGUGGAUGUGCUGGUGUUUGUGGUGGACUCAGCUGACCGACUGCGGCUGCCCUGGGCCCGCCAGGAGCUACACAAGCUGCUGGACAAGGACCCUGACCUGCCUGUCGUCGUGGUGGCCAACAAGCAGGACCUGAGCGAGGCCAUGAGUAUGGUGGAGAUGCAGCAGGAGCUGGGCCUGCAGGCUGUCGAUAGCCAGCGGGAGGUUUUCCUCUUGGCGGCUAGCAUUGCCCCUGCAGGACCCAGCUCUGAAGAGCCUGGUACCGUGCACAUCUGGAAACUGCUCUUGGAGCUUCUCUCCUAGGCUGGAGCUCUCCUGCUCACCGCCUGCCAUGAAGACCACAGUUGUACUGUUGCUGCUUCAUUGCCAGACUGGGCCUGGAGCAAGAGCCACAUGGCAGCAUUUCCCUCCUCCCCUCCUUUCCCUCUCAAGAGCAGGGCCUGGGUAAGGCCAAGAACCAUGCAGAAGCCUUCAUGGUGAGGUGACUGUGAAGCUGAAGCAGGGAGGUGGGUAAGGGAGGGAAGGGAGGAUAAUGUCUGGCUCAUUCCAGACUGGAAUGUGGAUCCAGCUUUCCCUUCUCUUACCUGUAUAGUGAGAUGCUCCGUGGCCUCAAUCCUUCCCUCCUUACAGUCCCAGCAGCUGAGGAACUAGUGUAGGUGUCAGAAACACUCCUAGAGCCUCAAGGUCUCCCAGUCUAGACUGUUCCCUCCUGGUGACAUCAUGCCCUUCUCACAUGGGCAGCUUCUGAGCGGUAACAGCAAGCCUUUGCUCCCAGUCCUGCAUUGUACAGCUCCAGCUCUACGUAAAUGACUUGUGGCCUUGUGCAAUCUCUGCCUCUCUGGCCCCAGGACCAUUAUUUUUAAAGGGAGGUGGGUUCCUGAUUUGGAGAUGCCUUUCCCAGCCAUGGGAGUGUGAAGUGCUAGGAUGAACCUGGCGAUACUAGCAAGGAGCUUUCUGAAGACCUCCUUGCUUUUCCCUGAGCCCAGGCCUGGUCUGCCAGCCUCUCUUGACUACAGAAUAACUGAUAUUCACCAACCAAACAAAAAGUGAAGGCUGGGAUUUUUCCCCACUAAUCUGGCGACAAGCUGCUCUUAUACUAACUGUGCCAAUGCCCAUGUUUACAGAAGUCAGGGGAAGGAACGAACCUGUGUCCUUGGUAAGACAGUCAACUGUAGCUAGGUGUUGACCUCAGAACUGCAUUUUAUUUAUUAAUUUAUAAGAGAAACAGGCCAGAAUUCUAGACUCUGUUUCUAGGUGCUGUUAUCAAACCCCAGAUGAUAGUGAUAGAAAAUGUAGAACUUAGGAAAAUAGCUGGAAUCAUGAAUGACAAUGAGAGAUGUCAAUGGAGACAAAGUUGUGAGCUUCCUCCUACCACCUGGCCUUGGAGGCUAUCGUUGAUAUCGUAGUACUUUACGUGGAUUCACAUGAACUGAAACUCUACCACUUGGCCUAGGAUGUUGAAAGGCUGCAAACGCCUUCUGGGUAGAUAACAAAUGACUCUGAGAGAGGAUCUCCAUUAUGUGAAUCUAGGUAAAAAGAUGGAAAAAAAAAUUGUAUUAUACGAUCCUAAGGAUGGGAAUAGCAGACCAGCCAACAGGAUAGCCUUGGGUACAUCACUCAGUCUUUCUGGACUCAUUUUUUCCCCAGCGAAAGCCAAGCUGGACUGAAUUUCUGGACUUCUCAUCAGUGUACAUUCUGUGGUUCUCCAGUGCUUGGUGAUCAGUCCAGUUUAAGGACUGGCUCUGUACUGACAUUUAUUGUUGGUACAGGCAAAGAGGAGCCUGUUGUCUGUUAGGGACCACUAAAUAAUCAGCAACCACAAAUGGAUUUUUUUUUUUUUUAAGGAAAGCUAUCUAGCUCAGUUUUCUGUGUAGUUGAGAAUAGAGAUGUGUGCCUUCAUUUCAUUUUGACAUUUACCCAGCAUGCCUCAGUUCCACACUGUGACCAGUGCAAGAAGAGGAACUAUGAUAAAAAUAAUUCAACAGGGCCGGGCGCGGUGGCUCACGCCUGUAAUCUCAGCACUUUGGGAGGCCGAGGCGGGUGGAUCACGAGGUCAAGAGAUCGAGACCAUCCUGGUCAACAAGUUGAAACCCCGUCUCUACUAAAAAUACAAAAAUUAGCUGGGCAUGGUGGUGCGUGCCUGUAGUCCCAGCUACUCGGGAGGCUGAGGCAGGAGAAUUGCUUGAACCAUUGCACUCCAGUCUGGGUAACAACGGUGAAACUCUGUCUCAAAAAAAAAAAAAAAUUCAACAGGCAGGAAGGAAGGUGAAAAAUACUGAAGUCAGGCUAGUCUUGAACUCUUGAUUUCAAGUGAUCCACCUGCCUCUGCCUCCCAAAGUGCUAGGAUUACAGGUGUGAGCCAGUGUGCCUGGCCCCACCACCACCUUUUGAAACUCUCUGUAUUAGUAGAAUUAGGGGAAAGGUAAGCACAGCAUUCAGUUUUGUUCAGCACCAUACACAGGCUCCUAGCUGGGCAAAGGAAAUCUAAAGCUACAUGAAGUUCCAUUAAGUGUUUUUGUUGAACACAGAUGGCCUUAUCCAUCCAUCUGUGGCUUCUACUUGUGUGAAUCUAUGUGCUACAAAUUUUUUUUAAAUGUAUCAUUAAUUUUAAUUUCCAUACAGUUGGUACCCCACUACUGCCAAAACUGAGUCUCCAGGAACCCCACUGGGACAUUUGAUCAGUGGAAACUAAUCACCUGUUCGAGGGUAGGUAUUCAUUUUAGUCCUUGACCUCUGAUUAUGGGGACUUUCAGGGAAAGCUGUUCAUGAGGCAAGUGUGAAUCAGGCCAAACAGCAAGAUCUGAAGUCAGGACAGAGUAAGCAAAUUAUCCAGAGACCUAAUAUAUACCCUCUGAAGCUGGAAAGGCAGGGCCACCUGGUAGCAUUUCAGCAGGGGUCACUUAAUGUUCCCCCAUAAGUCUGCAUAGCUCCUAAACAAGGUCCAAGGGGGAACUUGUUUUUAUGUGGUCCUUUUAUAGCAUGCUGUAAGGGUGCAUAAUCACAGCCAGUGAAAAGGGAUCCUACUGGAUGUAACCCAGUGACAUUAUAUAAGCAAUCGCUUGGACUCAUAUAGGUAGUUUCCAGGUCUUGAAUAUGUGAUUCCUGGAAGCAUAGGCAUAGGCAGUAUUCCUUACAUAGGCGUUACCUGGACAGGUAAUAACUGUAACUAAUAAAUUGGCAUUUAUUAGUUUUUUGUUUUGUUUUUUUUUUUUUUUUUUGAGACGGAGUUUUGCUCUUGUGACCAAGGCUGGAGUGCAAUGGCGCGAUCUCGGCUCACCGCAACCUCUGCCUCCUGGGUUCAGGCAAUUCUCCUGCCUCAGCCUCCCGAGUAGCUGGGAUUACAGGCACGCGCCACCAUGCCCAGCUAAUUUUUUGUAUUUUUAGUAGAGACAGAGUCUCACCAUGUUGACCAAGAUGGUCUCGAUCUCCUGACCUCAUGAUCCACCUGCCUCGGCCUCCCAAAGUGCUGGGAUUACAGGCUUGAGCCACCGCGCCCGGCCAUUAGUUAUUAAUUGAAAAGGUCAGGGUGCCACUUCCAGUGAGUAUAGGGAAGCAAGUAGUAGUGGUGUUUACAGUAUCAAGGUUAGCAUUCCACUCUUCCUUUGGGAUUUCGGCGUGACUCACUGGGAACAUGGAGAGAUACUGGCAUUAAUAGAAUUGUUUCCUGAUUUGGGCAUUGACUCGCAAACUCCAGUUUCUUGCUAGAGUAUUAGCCUUUGCUAAAGCCAGCCGCAGAUUAUGGUCCCAUGGAUUUUCCCAUAAAGAGAGGGAAAGGAUUUGGGUGGCAGAAAAUAGGAAAGGGAAAAAGAUGAUUUUUUUAUUAUUGCAGUGAAGUCCUGAUCCACAAUCUAGGGAAAGCUGUUCAUGUCUAGGAUGUCAUUUCCUUCUGGGGAAAAACUUCCCUGCUUAGCUUUACCGAAUAGCCUCCAGGUAGUUCCAGGAGUCUGGAGAGGUCCUUUUGAGUUGUGGGAUGUGGCCCAAGGUUUAAAGCCCUGAAGGUUUACCACAGUGUGGGGAAUGGAAGAACUUGGUGUAUCUUUCAGUGAGGUUUAAGGGCACUUCUCUGAUGUCAUCUCCAGAAGAUUCAGUCUCAGUUUCCAGAUUGUGAAGGGUUUGAUUGUCCUCUGUGGGUCAUGGGAAGUUUAUUUUGUCAAAAUACAGUAUGACAUAAUGCAUCAUAGCUUUAUAGUAUUUAGUCAUAUCAGCAUUUAGGAGAGUAGGAACUACAUAAAGUUCUAUCAAGAGCACAAACUUUUCAGUAACUAUUUCAUAAGGGCUCCAUCUGUCUCUUGUAGGAGUGGCUCUGAUCUGCUGAUCAAAGCCAAUGGUUGACUUUCUUUUUAAGAGAUCAGAAAAAUAAAAAUUAAAUUAAAAGCCAAUGGUAGUACCUUUGGCCAAGAUAAUAUAAUCGAUUCAGUUAAUUUUGCCAAUUUUAAUUUUAAAAUGUUAUUGUCCUUCCCAGAAUAAGGGUGAAAGGGACAAUGGUAGUGCCAUUGUGUUUCUAUCACUUUAUUUAGCUGCUUUAUAGUUUUUCCAGUCAAAUGAGUUCAUUUUUUUUUUUUUUUUUUUUUUUGAGACGGAGUCUCACUCUGUCACCCAGGCUGGAAUGCAGUGGUGUGAUAUUGGCUCACUACAACUUCCGCCUCCCAAGUAGCUGGUACUACAGGUAGGCACCACCGCACCGGCUAAUUUUUGUAGUUUUUAGUAGAAACGGGGUUUCAUCAUAUUGGACAGGCUGGUCUUGAACUCCUUACCUUAUGAUCUGCCUGCCUCAGCCUCCCAAGGUGCUGGGAUUACAGGUGUGAGCCACUGAGCCCAGCCAGGAAACACAUUUUCUUAUAACUCCUUAGCUACUGUCAUAGCAUCAGCUUUCUUACACCAGAAAGCUUCUAUCCAGACAGAAAACAUGCCAGCUGUUACAAGAACAUACUGAUACUGACUGAGGGUGGCAGUUGAAUGAAGCCCAUCUGUAAAUGUCCAAAUGAUCCAUCAUGUGGUGGUGGGAAUAUACCACUUGGAGUUUUUAUUAUCUUCCCAGGAUUAUGAGUUUGACAAACUAAAUAUUGGUUAUAACCUAUUUUAGCAAUUUAGAGUAGUCACACUACCAAUAUGUUUUAUAAUUUGACUCAUUUUGCUCAUUUCAUGAGGAAUUGUGAAGUGCCGAGUUUUGCUUUUUUUUUCACACAGGGUCUCACUCUGUCACCCAGGCUGGAAUGCAGUGGUGCAAUCAUGGCUCACUGCAACCUUCACCUCCAGGGCUCAAGCAGUCCUCGCACCUCAGCCUCCUGAGUGACUGGGACUACUGGUGUGUACCACCAACCAUCCCCAGCUAAUUUUUGUAGAGAGGAUUCUACCCUCUUGCCCAGGAGGUCUUGAACUCCUGGGCUCAAGCCAUCUGUCCAGCUCAGCUUCCCAAAGUGCUGGGAUUGUAGGGAUGAGCCGUUAUGUCUGGCCAAGUGCAAAGCUUUUAACAGUGGAAGUUUCAAAGGCUCAGGAAGGACCAGGGAGCCAUCUGGGCUCUCCAUGAGUUCACACUUAACAUUAUGUUUAUAUCUGUCAGACAACAAUUUUGGUUUUCCAGAUGAGGUGCAUUGCACUGUUAGAUGGGUCAUCAAAAAGGUCAUCAGUCUAAUGGUGUUCAUUCAUUGCACAUCCUGUUUCAGCACUGUCUGAUUUAGCAUGAAACUCUGCCAGGGCAUUCCCUUGAGAUUCAGAUUCAGUUUUGCAGGUAUGGGCUUCAAUCUUAUAAGAAUUUGUUAUUUAUUUUUCACCUUUAUUCAAGAUGUAGCAGGUUCAUCCAAUUGAGUCUGUUUUUAAUGGAGGCUCCACUAGAAGUGAGAAACCCUCUUUGUUUCCAUAACAUGCCACAACUGUGGACUACUCCAAAGGCAUGUCUGCUAUGUAAAUAACAUUUACUGAUUUCCCUUUAGCUAUAUGACAAGCUGAGGUGAGAGCCAUAGCUCUGCAGUUGGAGCACUCAUUUUGGGUUGUAAUGACAUAUCUUGCCAAAGAAUAAUUUCAAAUGAUGUUAGUCUACUUGCUGAAAAAUGCUGGGUUUGACUGGAAUUUAACGGACUUUCCACAGCACGUGGAACUUGCAAAAAAAGUUCAUUCUCUAAAACCAGCUCAGAUGAACCCUUUACCAAUCUGGUGGUUGCUGCCACUGCCUCUAAACAAUUAGGAUAUGCCUUAGCUAUUGCAGCCCAUAAUAUGUGAUGGGCCUAUGUUUUCCCAGCUAUGUUCUUUUUUUGCGGGGGUGGGGAGGGAGGGUGGAGUUUUGCUCUUGUUGCCCAAGCUGGAGUCCAAUGGUGCAAUCUCGGCUCGCUGCAAUCUCCGCCUCCCAGGUUCAAGUGAUUCUCCUGCCUCAGCCUCCCAAAUAGCUGGGAUUAGACAUUUGCCACCAUGCCCAGAUAGUUUUUGGUGUUUAGUAGAGAUGGUGUUUCACCAUGUUGGUCAGGCUGAUCUCAAACUCCUGACCUCAGGUGAUCCACCCACCUCGGCCUCCCAAAGUGCUGGGCCGACUUGGUUGUUGAGUAAGAAUUCCUAACGCCUGAUUGUUUAUGAACAAACAAGGUGAAGGGUUCAGUAUAAUUUGGAAAGCCUAGAGCAACUGUAUCUGUUACUUUCCAUCCUGGUUUAUGUUUCUUUUUUCCUUUUUUUUUUUAAGACAGAGUUUCGCUCUUGUUACCCAGGCUGGAGUGCAAUGGCGCAAUCUCGGCUCACCGCAACCUCCGCCUCCUGGGUUCAGGCAAUUCUCCUGCCUCAGCCUCCUGAGUAGUUGGGAUUACAGGCAUGCACCACCAUACCCAGCUAAUUUUUUGUAUUUUUAGUAGCGACGGGGUUUCACCAUGUUGACCAGGAUGGUCUCAAUCUCUUGACCUUGUGAUCCACUCGCCUUGGCCUCCCAAAGUGCUGGGAUUACAGGCUUGAGCCACCGUGCCCGGCCUGGUUUAUGUUUCUUAAUUAAACUACGAAGUUCUGAGUGAAGUGCUUUUUAAAUAGAGCGGUUAAUGCCAUUUCUGUCCCUGCAGGUUUUCACAAGUAGUGUUUCUAAAUGAGCUCUAUAUUCUGAAACUGCUUCAUCUUUCUUUUGCUCGCAAGAUUAUGUGAUCGACCAAUCCAUUUUUUGUGGAAAAACCUUACAGAUUGAAUUAAAAAGAUUUUCAGCAAUUCUUCUGGUUCCUUUUGGCCUUCCUUUGAGGUUUUGGAGUGGUCUUUAACAUCCUCAGGUUGUUUCCAUUCUGCUCCUGCCAUCCAUUUUCGAGCUUCACCGGGUCCCAGUUAUCAUGUGAAGAAAUUGGUGAAGAUUAGGGAGUCCUGGAUCAUAAGCUCCUAUGAGGAUUCUCAAUUUCUCCAUACAUUUUUUGAGUAUUUUCUCUUGGAUUAGUUAAGUCUUUAUGAUGCCUCUAAGCUCAGCUUUAUAGACCUUGGAGUAAAAGUGGUUACAGCAGGCAGGGCUCCUUGACUAGAGAAUCUCACUUUGUAAGGCAUUUACCAACUUCCCCUUUUUCAUUAGCCUCAAGGAGAAAAGGUAAUUGAGCAAAAGGGUUAAAGAAGAGAAAGAGAAGGAGCAGUUGGGGUUAGUGUGCUGCAUGAGCCUUUGAUUUGCAUUUUAUAAAGAAUCUUUUAGGGAGGCAAUUUUAGAUUUGUAUAAUCUUUUAGAUGCCUCUGCAUACCAAUUUAAAAUGCAUCCCAUUGCUUUUGUGGAGUUUUGGAUCCUUUCUUUUCUAAUGUGCCCCACAAAUAAACAAUUUUAUUUAAA
This is a messenger RNA of Callithrix jacchus (white-tufted-ear marmoset), 8310 nucleotides long. It is a transcript of the gene ARL10, whose product is annotated as ARF like GTPase 10. Lineage: Eukaryota; Metazoa; Chordata; Mammalia; Primates; Cebidae. The record is from RefSeq and is a predicted model, not a curated record. Gene Ontology annotation, molecular function: GTPase activity; GTP binding.